AUGUUGGUGUUGCAUGAUUAUCCCUUGUCUAUGGUAGACCAUGUUGGUUUUAGGAGAUUUGUUGCUGCCCUUCAACCAUUAUUCAAGCUUCACACAAGAAAUACUAUUCGAGGUGACAUCGCGGGAAGAUACAAAAUAGAAAGGAAGAAGGCCAUCGAGUACAUGAGUAUGAUCCAAUCAAGAGUUGCAGUCACCAACAAUAUGUGGGCCUCUCAUAGCAAGAAGAAGGAAUAUAUGGCUAUCACAACACAUUUCAUUGAUGAGUCUUGGAUGCUAAGGAAUAUUUUCAUGAGGUUUAUUUAUGUUCCAACACCACAUAAUGCGAAGGUUAUAGCUGAGAUGCUUUAUGAGUCAUCGGUGGAAUGGAAUCAUGACGAGAAGCUCUUAACCGUGACAGUUGAUAAUUGCAAUGUCAACAACAAGGCAGUUGAGGAGAUUAUGCUCACACAACAGAAACUAGCUUCUGGACUUACCUUCAAGGCAUUCAAGAGGGGAUGCAGGAUUUAA
Hordeum vulgare subsp. vulgare (domesticated barley) is the source of this 507-nucleotide messenger RNA. RefSeq names its product zinc finger BED domain-containing protein RICESLEEPER 3-like. NCBI's taxonomy places the organism in Eukaryota, Viridiplantae, Streptophyta, Magnoliopsida, Poales, Poaceae. The record is from RefSeq and is a predicted model, not a curated record. Bases 1 to 507 code for a protein of 168 amino acids. The transcript is spliced from 5 exons.